AUGGCGAGUCCGGCACACUGCUUCUAUUGCUUCGAGUGCCUUGACGCCAGCUAUCGGCGACAAGAACCUCCCAAGCUUGAUUCGUAUCUAGACCUGUAUGACGCCUUUCUGGAUCGAAACGUCUCUGGCGAGCGUGACGAUACCGAGAAUCCCGAUCUAGAGGACGUCGACGUGCAAGAAGGCGAGUCAGCUGCGGCUGCUGACGCAAACUCGAGGCCUCAAGACGCGCAGUUGGACAGAGCGAGGCCUACCCUACCGAGCAUAUCGAGAUUGCAAGCCUCCAAAUCGUCCUCACGAAGUUCAUCGGCGUCCUCUCCGUCUACAAUAUCAGCUGAGUCGUCUUCAACACAAGCCUCGAAUUCGACAUCUGCAACCAGUCUACAGCCAUCAUAUGCGUCUCGGUUGUCCGUCACUGAGUCUUUCCCACUGUUUGUCACAUGGAACACACUGUCACGGUCUGGACACAAAUCUCUGCGUGGCUGCAUAGGAACCUUCGAGGGCCUUCCGCUGUCAGCAGGUCUACAGUCAUACUCAUUGACCUCCGCCUUCGACGACACCCGCUUCUCUCCAAUUCCAGCCUCACUGCUGCCAUCCCUGUCUUGUUCGUUGACACUCUUGGCCGACUUUGAACCAUGUGUGGACGCCAUGGACUGGGACCUGGGCACUCACGGGAUCCGCAUUAGCUUCAACUAUCGCAACAGAAGACACGGCGCUACGUACCUGCCAGAUGUCGCCAUCGAGCAAGGCUGGACAAAGGAAGAGACCAUUGAGAGUCUGAUGAGAAAGGCAGGAUGGGACGGAGGCUACAGCGGAGUUGCAAAACGUCUGGUCAGAGGUGCAUCGCGUGGGUCUGAAGCAUCAGCAUCGAGACCAUGGGAAGACGUCAAUGACUUCAAGACUGUCAGAUACACUGGAUUGAAGCUACUCCGCCUCCAGUCGAAAAGCAUUCGACCCUCGAGACGGAACUUCUCCUCGACAGCUGCCCAAUCCUCAGCAUGGGCGGCCGCGGUGUCCAAAAUCCAGAACACAGUAUCAGACAUCCUCCCUAAUCGACCGCCGUCGAUAGGCAACAGCAAUGUGACAAUAGACCCGUUGAAGCUUGUGGCCAGGGAGCUCAAGUUCCUCAACAAGAACAUCCGGGCUCUAUUAGGGUCCGGCCACCCUCUACUCGACACCGUCGCAAAGUACUACACACAGUCCGAAGGGAAACAUGUGAGACCUUUACUGGUUCUUCUCAUGUCCCAAGCCACUGCGUCCGCAGCCAAAUCUGCCCGCGACCUGCCCAACCCAACACCCACCACGACCUCCAUCAACACGCCCAUUACCCAUUCCGCAUCUGUCCUCUUCGAUAGCAAUCCGGAUCAACCCGCCUCCAACCUGCUCUCAAAUCUUACCUCGUCGGACCUACCCGAGGACUCCGAUGCAAACGUCCUUCCCUCCCAAAGACGCCUCGCCGAAAUCGUCGAGCUGAUCCACACUGCCUCCCUCCUGCACGACGACGUGAUCGAUACAUCAACUACGCGUCGGAGUGCGCCUUCCGCCAACGUUGAAUUCGGCAACAAAAUGGCCGUCCUAGCCGGCGACUUCCUUCUAGGCCGCGCCUCCGUGGCUCUCGCCCGCCUGCGCGAUCCAGAAGUCGUGGAGCUGUUGGCUACUGUGAUCGCGAACCUGGUGGAGGGAGAAUUCAUGCAGCUGAAGAACACGGCCACAAACGAGGCGAAUCCAAGGUGGAGCGAGGACGCUUUGACAUACUACCUCCAGAAGACAUAUCUCAAGAGCGCGAGCUUGAUCAGCAAGAGCUGUCGGGCGGCCGCGCUGUUGGGAGAGUGUGCGCCGCAUGUCGUGGAGGCAGCAUACGCGUAUGGGAGAAAUCUGGGAAUGGCGUUUCAGCUGGUGGAUGACAUGCUGGACUAUACAGCGGUCAGUGGGGAGCAGUUGGGAAAGCCGGCGGGAGCGGAUUUGGAGCUAGGAUUAGCGACUGCGCCGUUAUUGUUUGCGUGGGAGCUGAGACCGGAGCUAGGUGUGCUGGUGGGAAGGAGAUUCGGUGGAGAGGGCGAUGUUUCUAAGGCACGUGAAAUUGUACGGCAGACAGACGGAAUCGAGCGGACGAGGUCACUGGCACAAAUGCAUGCCGACAAAGCAGUCGAGAGCAUCAAGGACUUCCCAGAGGGCGAGGCCAAGAAGGGACUGCAAGAGAUGGUUGUCAAGGUUAUGAACAGGCGGAAGUGA
Molecule: messenger RNA, 2229 nt
Organism: Cyphellophora attinorum
Lineage: Eukaryota; Fungi; Ascomycota; Eurotiomycetes; Chaetothyriales; Cyphellophoraceae
Product: putative hexaprenyl pyrophosphate synthase, mitochondrial
Exons: 3
Coding region: 1-2229 (742 amino acids)
Biological process (GO): isoprenoid biosynthetic process; ubiquinone biosynthetic process
Cellular component (GO): transferase complex
Molecular function (GO): prenyltransferase activity
Source: RefSeq, a predicted model, not a curated record